Messenger RNA from Strongylocentrotus purpuratus (purple sea urchin), 7538 nucleotides. RefSeq names its product E3 ubiquitin-protein ligase PDZRN3. The transcript is spliced from 8 exons. NCBI's taxonomy places the organism in Eukaryota, Metazoa, Echinodermata, Echinoidea, Camarodonta, Strongylocentrotidae. Bases 1 to 2718 code for a protein of 905 amino acids. Gene Ontology annotation, molecular function: protein binding. The record is from RefSeq and is a predicted model, not a curated record.
AUGGUUGUAUGCUCAUGUGUUAGGGAGACCAAGAGGAGGAGGAUGGAAGAUGAGAUGAGAAUGAGAGAAGAAUUAGAGAAGGAUGAGGAGGUAUACCAAGGAAGGAGGUUAUGGAAGAAACCAGCAGAGGGUGUAGAGUUCAGAAGAGACACAUUUAUAGAGCAAGGUAGUUUUAUGCUAGUUAAUGGUCAAGACCUGUCCAAAGCCACUCACGAGGAAGCGGUGGAAGCCUUCAAGAAUGCCCAGGAACCCAUCAUUGUCCAGGUCAUGAGACGGUCAGCCUGCACGGCCAAGAACGGGAGCACCACGCCCAACGGUCAAGGGAGUGUGCCCAGCCCCUUGGAGAGGACAGUGUGCAGCGUAGGGACGCAGACAGAGCUUCAGAAUGAAGAUCUGCUGUGGAAGGUGCUACAGAGAUGCUCGCUACCCCCCAGUGAGAAUCACUGUGAUGGGACGUUAGAUGGAUUAUGUGACCUGGAUGCGGAGGACCCUCUCUCAGUCUUGGACUCUGAACUACUCCAGAAGUUAGAGGCCAUGGAAGGGAACCUGGACCUACCCAUACUUGAUGAGGAGGACUGUCUAGAUCGGGCUUAUGAGAUGGAGUAUGAGGAUAUUGUUUUGAAGCGUUCUAAUACGGAGGAGAAGCUAGGACUGACGCUGUGUUACGGCUCAGAAGAAGAUUCUGGUAUCUUUAUAAGUGAGAUUGAUCUCAACAGCAUAGCAUAUGAUGAUGGAAGGUUAAAAGAAGGAGAUCAAAUUCUACAGAUUAAUGGUGAAGAUGUAAUAAACAAGGAUCAAGCGUUAUCACUUUUCCUUCUUCAGACUCCAUGUACUUCACUAUUAGUUUGCAGACCACAACUUAGGUUUGAAGACUGCCUGUAUGAAGGAAACGCUCUACUGGAUGAUCUUCAGAUGGACAUGUUAGAACAAACACACCAAGAAGCCAUGCAGUUCACAGCUUGUCUACUACACUCCGAGGGCAGACCAGAUGAUGAUGGAACCACAGACACUGGAACAACUAACACCUCCAAUCACCUAGAGAAGGACAGCGGUGUGGGAAGAGCUACGGACGAGAGUACAAGACAUGACGAGAGCUCAGAGCAAGAGAUCCUGGUAGAUGAUGCAAGUAUCAACCAGAAGUUCCCUGUGGAUACCACUAGCUUGGGCAGUGGGGGUGACCUCAGGUACAGCAACGACAGCUUCACGUCCAACUCAACGGCAGAGCAUGACUUCAUGGGCCAUGAUAUCUCAGUGGAGGAAUGCAUGAAGUUCCAAGCAGCUCUGGAGAGCAAGUGUGACAAUAAGCAUUUAAGGAGUGAUACCGAUGAAAGCAUGAAAGGAAAAGAGACCAAAGUGAUGAGGUUGGGAUCAGACUCCAUGGAUACUACCAGUCAGAGUGGGGAUUCGCUGAACAGGCCUUGUCGCAAUCGCUUGAUCUGUGAUCAGCAGGAUGAGCUUCAGAAGGAAAGGAGAAUCAAUGGCCAUGAUGUGUGGUUGUCCAAUCAUGCACAGGAUGAACAAUUAGACACUAUUCCUUGUCAAUGUCCAAGCUCUGAAUCAAGUCAAAAGGUAGAUAUGCCUGAGAAAGACAACUCACACCAGCGACAAGAGGACCUGUCGCCAGAAACCAAAGAAGAAGCCAAUAAGGAGAACGGUUUGCCAUCAAAUGAGAGGCAGCACAGAAGGUCUAGCUCAGGCUCAGGAAGAUCUCAUAGAGCUCCAAGAACUGUUCCUGGUAGUCCAGGAGGAAGGAGCAAAUCUUCUUCGAGCUCCAGGGAUAGAUCAAAGAGCACUAGCAGUUCAGGGUCCACCAAGGGCUCCGGCAAGGACAAGCAUUCUAGCCCCAGUAAGGGAGCAUCCACAAACAAUGGAGAAACAAACCACAAACAUCAACAAACCCAGCAGCAGCAGCAACAGCAACAGCAACAGCAACAGGACCAUUUAGGACAGCUACCAGGUGCAAAAGCAUAUCCACGCAGUCCUGCCACAAACCCUCAUCUCAGAGCACAGUUCGGCCAACGCAGUCCAUACUUAAUGCAGCAUGAUUCUACAAGGACUAACCUAUUAAAGCACAAUUGGAAGGUCCAACAGCAAGCGUCACAGCUGAAGAGGAGCUUUGACAAGUAUGGUAGCAUCCAGAGCCUGCAGUCUGUGCCAGGGUAUGCCAAGCACUAUCGUAGCUACCUCCAUCUUAUCAACCAGAAUGAGGAAAAUGCCAUGAAAUCUCAGAACAAUUCACAAGGAAAUUCAGAGGGGCAGUGGAAGGUUAAGAUCAGGAGUGAUGGCACACGCUACAUCACCAAGCGCUCAAGUCGUGAUAGACUCCUGAAGGAGCGAGCCACCAAGAUUCAAGAAGAGCGUGCCGGGAUGACGACGGAUGAUGAAGCAGUUAGCGAGAUGAAGCUUGGAAGGUACUGGAGCAAGGAGGAUCGUAAGCGACAUUUAGAACGUGCCAAGGAUCAGCGGUUGAGACGAGAGUAUAUGCAGCAGGCACGCAUGGAAUGUCUUCAAGAACUAGAGGAGGAUAUACUGAGUGGCGGCGGAAAGCGGGAACCUGACAUUGUGGAGCUGAGCCAUCGAAAGCUGAAUAAGAGGAAAGGUCGCAAAAUGAUGCUUGAUGACUUCACCACCGUGCAGGAGAUGUUGAUUCAUGGGUCAAAAGUCAGUCCAGACUCAGCUAAAGAGUUCAGUCCUUUCCUUAAUGUUACCAUGGUAUGACAGCAGUCUAUUUAUAUUCUCUUAUUUUACCUAGUUUCAGUCUUCUCUUUCUGUCAUGGAAAUAAUAUUAUAUGGGCAGCAAGGUUUCUAUGCAUUUUUUAAAUGGUAUAGCCAGUGACAAAUCCUAGUUUGAUUAUAAAAUAUAAAUAUUGUAUUGGAAUCAGUCAUGCCAUAUGUGAAAGAUGUGCAAGCACUUAUCAUACAUAAAUUAGAAUAGGUCAAAGUUCUUUAGAAUUAUCCCUGCAUCAAAUUAUAAUAGAAAGUCUAAUUGCCCAAUUAUGAGGUUUGCUGCAUCAAAUAGUCAAUUUACUUAGUUUCCUUAAUUCCUGAGAGAUCAUGGUAGAUUAAAGCGUUCAUUUGACUGCAUGACUCAGCUUCGCAAUUGCCAGACCAUUCUGAUGAGGAAAACUGGCUCCAGCUCUGUGCCAAACAUAUGACGAGAGGAGUUUAAUUGAACGGUUUAUAUUUAUCUCUAUUUCGUGCAUUCUGCGAAUCAAAGAUGGGAGUCUGAAAUAAUGUAAGCAAACCACAAGAAAUGAUUACCCCUGCCAAAUGAAGUUAAUUAAAUCCUGGCAAUGCUUUAAAUUUGCUACUGUCAUAACCUGGGCAUUCGACCAUCUGUGUCUCUGAUGGAUGAUUUAUCCAUCCGACAGGCUUGCUCUAGCUGCUCGGCCGGCCGGCCAGCAUCCUCCUAGCUCUCAUUAAAUCCAGCAUUUCUUCUCCUUUCUGUCCAUCAUGGCCAUUGUUUAUGAUGAGACAGACCCAGAGCAAGGGCUUGCUAUCUAUUCAAAUCAUCCGUACAAAUCACUUUAAGCUGCUAAUCAGUCCCGUGCAAUUGCCAGGAUUACAAUUCUUGUAAUGGGAUGACAUCAAUUAAUGUGUUUGCCUUGGUAUGUCUGUAAGAUGUUAAGUCAUUAUGAACUCACUGAUGGAUCCAUGUAAUGAUGGCCGUCUCACUAACUGUCACUAUUUUAUGAGCUCACUAUUUUGUUCUCACGGACGCUAUCCACCCUGCCAAGGUGAUCAAGUUUCUAUGUAUCUAAGUUCAAAUGCAGAGUGUCAAAAUACAUUUGUCCUGUAUGAUUUCACAUUCAUCUAUUAUGCCAAAUAUUGUUUAUUUUAUUUGAUAGAUGUGUAUAGAUUAAUGUAAAUAUGUAUUAAAAGAAGGAAAGUUAUCAUUUUAAAAAGAUGUUUUAAACAUAAAUGCAUUUCUGCUAUUGAUUAAUUUUUUUUAAAUGUUGAUAGAGUUAAGGUAUGAUUUUAUGUUUUAGUGUAGCAUCUCUGGCUCACUGGUGUGUGCUUACCUCUCUCUUAAAGUGUUAUACGGAAAUCUGUUAAAAGGGACCAAUUUUGGAAAAGUUAACAUUUCCUUUGCAAAUAACAUGUACAUUUUUACAGAAAUUUUCAAAUUAGGCCUCCAUUAAGCGAGCUCUAAAGUAUGCAACUGAUGGAGGGUCUGAUAGAAACCUAGUUCACUAUAAUGUGUGAUUUCCACCCUUCGAUCAUGGAACAAUUAACAGUCUGAUCUGACAAAAAAUAAUGCUGUAUUUAUACUUUCUUAGAAAUUCUUUCCUUCAUCAUCCUUUCUUGUAACAAAAUUAAAAGAGAGGGGGAGAGGGGGGGGCAGAAGUCUUUCUGGUUUCAUGUCUUGCCUUCUGUGAGGUCAAAAAGCUUGAUGAUUUUUUUUUUUUUUUAAAGGGUAAAGAAAAGGGAAAGGAGAUGGAAAAGCGAGUAGAAAGAAGGUGUCCGGGAGGAUGGUAAAACGAUUGCUAGAAGGGAUACGAGGAAACGUGACACUAUUCAAUCUUGUCAUGAGGAAUGGAGACCAGGAUUGCCUUUUGUACGUUCUCCAGAUCAAUCAUCCCCUCUCUCUCUCUCUGCUUCCAUCCCCAAUCUGCUUUUCACAAAAGAGAGGAACAAUAAGGGAAAGGUGAAGUGGGUGGGGAUUGGGGAAUAAGUAGGACAGCCAAAAUAAAAGGUGUAGAAAAUGAAAUGAAUUUGGAAAUCUGGAAUUGACACAGUAAGAGAGUGCUGUAGAGGGAGGGUAGGUGCUGUAUUAUGUGGGAGUGCGAGGAAGGUUAACCCCCAGCAUUUAAAAGGGCCACAUCGUACCGACUCAAAAUGCUAUUUCUUGGCUUAUUUUUUUAGAUUUGAGCAACUCAUUUUGAAAUGUAUCUCGUACAUUUGCUUGGCCUCCUCUAUUUAUUUGACUUGGCAGCUGGUGCUGAUCAUAAUGUUCAUGAUGUAGUAUCAUGACAAAUUAAAAUGUUCCUUUUCUUGCGCCUACAUCUUGACUGAAGGAUAAAGAUAAGCCUAUGGGUUUUCUGGUGAUUCUAGCAACUUUAGUAGUAUCCUCUGCAAUGGAAAAUCAGUGCAUUUCUAUCGCUGAAAAAUAACAAUUGAAUUCUUAGGGGGUGAAAAGGGAAUGUAAUAUGUUAACAUUUUUAUUACAAUAUAAAUCAAUCAAUAUUCAGGACCGAGGUAUUUUUUAUAUAAUUUGAUUUGUAUUAAUUUAAUAAUUCCAAUUGUUGUGACACUGUAUAGAGCAGACCUAGCCCGAGUGACGACCAUGAUUUUGAUUGUUUGUUUUGUUUGUGACAGUAUUUCUUUGAUUUGUGCCAAAUGUGACAGACUUAAGACUACACUCCUGCACUAGUUGUGUGAUCAAAUGUAGCAAUAGAUCAGCAUGUUAUGAUGUAUGUAUAUUCGUAAGGAAAAAAAUGUAUGCGGUCAUUUCAAGUCCGCAUGCCUCUUUUUGCCAAAUGCGAUUUUGCUAUUAUUUGUCCAGUUUUUAGAGUAGACAAAAAAAAGAUAUAUGAUUAUUUAUUCAAAUUUGCCUCUCGUUGUCUUCUUAUGCAUAUUAUCAAUCUUUUUAUACACUUGAUAUUCCUUUGUGUAUGCUUUCUUAUAUUUGAAAAUAUAUCUAAAUAUGCAUGGACAGACAUAAGGUGGAUGUCUAUAGUGAAUGAAUGUAGGGUGAUAGUGGACAAGUAUGAAAGUAUGUAUAUCUAUUUUGUACAGUCUUGUAAAAAUGUGUAUUACAGAAUGAAAAACAAAAAUUAUAAUAAAUCUAUUACUACAAGUAUUUCAAUAUAUUAUUGUGACAAGAAUGGAGAAUGUCGCAAUGUGUCUUUAUAACGUGGAUGUGAUUGCAUCGCAGCAAUGUGCUGUGUAUUUAGUAUGGGAUAAUGACAGAAGCAUUGGGUUGAUCCAGUGUUUAUAAUUGAGUGUUCUGUAACUUGUGAAAUUCUUGGUGAUUUGGCAUUCUUAUGAUGGAAUCAAUGCUCAUUUUAGGACAAGAAGUGGGCAUGAAAAUUCCAACUCGUAGAUUUAAAUAAGUGACUGUAUUUAUUUUUUCAAAAACAGAGCAUUUGUUUUUUUGAAACCCUCUCGGGUUGCAUCCUGUUGCUUGCCGCAUUCUUCUAAUUUCAUAUUAUAGGUGACCUGUAAAAUAAGAUGUAUUAAUUAAGUCAAAAUAAGACAAAAGGAGAAUGUGAAAGGAAAAUUGAUGAUUUAAUUGUAUUUCUGUCUUUCAUAGUUUCAUUGUCUUAGGGGGUUAAGUACCACUGUCAAAGAAAAUAUAUCACAGUUUACACUUUAGGCUCUUUUCAGUAAAUAUUUGCUUCUAAAUUCUAAUCAUUUGAAGUAGUUUGCAUUAUCUUUCAUGUCAAUGCAGAUUAAGUUACAUUUGUAGAGGACUAUUCAGUAAGUCUAAUGGGGAAAAGCUAAAUAUAGAUUAUCACUCAAAUUGAUACAGGAUGCUAUUUUCCAUUAACUCUAGUGUGUAUUUGCAGAAAGAUACCAGACAAGAAAUCUCCUGCAUUUUCAAUCUAUUUCCCUUCUUAUACCUGUAUCAUGUUGCAUUUAGAUGUGCCGUAAACUUGUCAGAGGUGUGUUUCAGAAAGGUACUGCUCAAACUAAUAUGAUAGUAGAGAUUCUGUCUCUACUUCCCUUUAGCUAGUCCUGAGUUAGUAAUCUAGCACGUAAGGGGUAAGAACAAGAAUCUCCUUGCUUUCAUCUCACGCACAUCCUCAAUUGGUAUUGAUUUCAUCACCCAGGUGUGACGGUAUCACCAAUGGCGGUGCUGGCUGGUCCUCCUGUUUGCCAAAAAAUCAUCUCCCACAAUUUCACUGGAAGGUAUUUGCCAGCAACUGCAUUCAGAGUUAACGCCCCAAGGUUUUUUUUUUCCCUUCCUCCCAUCGAGAUGGGUUUGCAAUUUGGCGAGAAUUUCUCAGUGUUCAGGUGCUGGUGGCUGCAUUUUUCCUUUGCAUAUUGACGCAAGGAAGAGCGGGCGGGUAUGGCAGGUAAAUACCAAGCGUGUUUGGACUGUCGGGAAAGCGUUCAAGGAUGACACGGGUCAGUGAGAACGACCCAAAGUAGAGCUAGAAAUUAGAAGCUUGUGCCCCCCUCGUUGUCCUUCAGCAAAUUUGAGGGACGAAACGCCUCGUAUUUGAGCAAAAUGGUGGUUAAAUUGAUUUUUAUAGAGCCGAUUAUUUGUGAAUAGGGAUCAUAUUCAGACAGUGAUAGGGGGAUGCAGAGGAAUGGAAGGGGGUGAUGUAUCAAGUAUAAUGUUAAGUUCAGUGUACUCUUUCUUCCUCUAAUGAACAGAGAGAGUGGAGUCUUUUGGAAUUUCUAUAUAUGUAUUUUUAUGUGUUUGCACAAGGUCAAGCACAACACAUUUUCACAUUGUGCAUUUGAUAUGAAUGUUUAAUCUAUAUAAUGUUUGUUGUUUUAUUGUAAAACUUAAUUAUGGAUACUUUAAGAAACUUGUAAACCUGUACAGAGAAAGAUGAUGAAUUAAAUACUUCACCAAAAAGAUA